AUGGUAGAACGGGAUGCGACACAGGGGGAUGCGACACAUGCGACACAGGGGGAUGCGACACAGGGGGAUGCGACACAGGGGGAUGCGACACAGGGGGAUGCGACACAGGGGGAUGCGACACAGGGGGAUGCGACACAGGGGGAUGCGACACAGGGGGAUGCGACACAGGGGGAUGCGACACAGGGGGAUGCGACACAGGGGGAUGCGACACAGGGGGAUGCGACACAGGGGGAUGCGACACAGGGGGAUGCGACACAGGGGGAUGCGACACAGGGGGAUGCGACACAGGGGGAUGCGACACAGGGGGAUGCGACACAGGGGGAUGCGACACAGGGGGAUGCGACACAGGGGGAUGCGACACAGGGGGAUGCGACACAGGGGGAUGCGACACAGGGGGAUGCGACACAGGGGGAUGCGACACAGGGGGAUGCGACACAGGGGGAUGCGACACAGGGGGAUGCGACACAGGGGGAUGCGACACAGGGGGAUGCGACACAGGGGGAUGCGACACAGGGGGAUGCGACACAGGGGGAUGCGACACAGGGGGAUGCGACACAGGGGGAUGCGACACAGGGGGAUGCGACACAGGGGGAUGCGACACAGGGGGAUGCGACACAGGGGGAUGCGACACAGGGGGAUGCGACACAGGGGGAUGCGACACAGGGGGAUGCGACACAGGGGGAUGCGACACAGGGGGAUGCGACACAGGGGGAUGCGACACAGGGGGAUGCGACACAGGGGGAUGCGACACAGGGGGAUGCGACACAGGGGGAUGCGACACAGGGGGAUGCGACACAGGGGGAUGCGACACAGGGGGAUGCGACACAGGGGGAUGCGACACAGGGGGAUGCGACACAGGGGGAUGCGACACAGGGGGAUGCGACACAGGGGGAUGCGACACAGGGGGAUGCGACACAGGGGGAUGCGACACAGGGGGAUGCGACACAGGGGGAUGCGACACAGGGGGAUGCGACACAGGGGGAUGCGACACAGGGGGAUGCGACACAGGGGGAUGCGACACAGGGGGAUGCGACACAGGGGGAUGCGACACAGGGGGAUGCGACACAGGGGGAUGCGACACAGGGGGAUGCGACACAGGGGGAUGCGACACAGGGGGAUGCGACACAGGGGGAUGCGACACAGGGGGAUGCGACACAGGGGGAUGCGACACAGGGGGAUGCGACACAGGGGGAUGCGACACAGGGGGAUGCGACACAGGGGGAUGCGACACAGGGGGAUGCGACACAGGGGGAUGCGACACAGGGGGAUGCGACACAGGGGGAUGCGACACAGGGGGAUGCGACACAGGGGGAUGCGACACAGGGGGAUGCGACACAGGGGGAUGCGACACAGGGGGAUGCGACACAGGGGGAUGCGACACAGGGGGAUGCGACACAGGGGGAUGCGACACAGGGGGAUGCGACACAGGGGGAUGCGACACAGGGGGAUGCGACACAGGGGGAUGCGACACAGGGGGAUGCGACACAGGGGGAUGCGACACAGGGGGAUGCGACACAGGGGGAUGCGACACAGGGGGAUGCGACACAGGGGGAUGCGACACAGGGGGAUGCGACACAGGGGGAUGCGACACAGGGGGAUGCGACACAGGGGGAUGCGACACAGGGGGAUGCGACACAGGGGGAUGCGACACAGGGGGAUGCGACACAGGGGGAUGCGACACAGGGGGAUGCGACACAGGGGGAUGCGACACAGGGGGAUGCGACACAGGGGGAUGCGACACAGGGGGAUGCGACACAGGGGGAUGCGACACAGGGGGAUGCGACACAGGGGGAUGCGACACAGGGGGAUGCGACACAGGGGGAUGCGACACAGGGGGAUGCGACACAGGGGGAUGCGACACAGGGGGAUGCGACACAGGGGGAUGCGACACAGGGGGAUGCGACACAGGGGGAUGCGACACAGGGGGAUGCGACACAGGGGGAUGCGACACAGGGGGAUGCGACACAGGGGGAUGCGACACAGGGGGAUGCGACACAGGGGGAUGCGACACAGGGGGAUGCGACACAGGGGGAUGCGACACAGGGGGAUGCGACACAGGGGGAUGCGACACAGGGGGAUGCGACACAGGGGGAUGCGACACAGGGGGAUGCGACACAGGGGGAUGCGACACAGGGGGAUGCGACACAGGGGGAUGCGACACAGGGGGAUGCGACACAGGGGGAUGCGACACAGGGGGAUGCGACACAGGGGGAUGCGACACAGGGGGAUGCGACACAGGGGGAUGCGACACAGGGGGAUGCGACACAGGGGGAUGCGACACAGGGGGAUGCGACACAGGGGGAUGCGACACAGGGGGAUGCGACACAGGGGGAUGCGACACAGGGGGAUGCGACACAGGGGGAUGCGACACAGGGGGAUGCGACACAGGGGGAUGCGACACAGGGGGAUGCGACACAGGGGGAUGCGACACAGGGGGAUGCGACACAGGGGGAUGCGACACAGGGGGAUGCGACACAGGGGGAUGCGACACAGGGGGAUGCGACACAGGGGGAUGCGACACAGGGGGAUGCGACACAGGGGGAUGCGACACAGGGGGAUGCGACACAGGGGGAUGCGACACAGGGGGAUGCGACACAGGGGGAUGCGACACAGGGGGAUGCGACACAGGGGGAUGCGACACAGGGGGAUGCGACACAGGGGGAUGCGACACAGGGGGAUGCGACACAGGGGGAUGCGACACAGGGGGAUGCGACACAGGGGGAUGCGACACAGGGGGAUGCGACACAGGGGGAUGCGACACAGGGGGAUGCGACACAGGGGGAUGCGACACAGGGGGAUGCGACACAGGGGGAUGCGACACAGGGGGAUGCGACACAGGGGGAUGCGACACAGGGGGAUGCGACACAGGGGGAUGCGACACAGGGGGAUGCGACACAGGGGGAUGCGACACAGGGGGAUGCGACACAGGGGGAUGCGACACAGGGGGAUGCGACACAGGGGGAUGCGACACAGGGGGAUGCGACACAGGGGGAUGCGACACAGGGGGAUGCGACACAGGGGGAUGCGACACAGGGGGAUGCGACACAGGGGGAUGCGACACAGGGGGAUGCGACACAGGGGGAUGCGACACAGGGGGAUGCGACACAGGGGGAUGCGACACAGGGGGAUGCGACACAGGGGGAUGCGACACAGGGGGAUGCGACACAGGGGGAUGCGACACAGGGGGAUGCGACACAGGGGGAUGCGACACAGGGGGAUGCGACACAGGGGGAUGCGACACAGGGGGAUGCGACACAGGGGGAUGCGACACAGGGGGAUGCGACACAGGGGGAUGCGACACAGGGGGAUGCGACACAGGGGGAUGCGACACAGGGGGAUGCGACACAGGGGGAUGCGACACAGGGGGAUGCGACACAGGGGGAUGCGACACAGGGGGAUGCGACACAGGGGGAUGCGACACAGGGGGAUGCGACACAGGGGGAUGCGACACAGGGGGAUGCGACACAGGGGGAUGCGACACAGGGGGAUGCGACACAGGGGGAUGCGACACAGGGGGAUGCGACACAGGGGGAUGCGACACAGGGGGAUGCGACACAGGGGGAUGCGACACAGGGGGAUGCGACACAGGGGGAUGCGACACAGGGGGAUGCGACACAGGGGGAUGCGACACAGGGGGAUGCGACACAGGGGGAUGCGACACAGGGGGAUGCGACACAGGGGGAUGCGACACAGGGGGAUGCGACACAGGGGGAUGCGACACAGGGGGAUGCGACACAGGGGGAUGCGACACAGGGGGAUGCGACACAGGGGGAUGCGACACAGGGGGAUGCGACACAGGGGGAUGCGACACAGGGGGAUGCGACACAGGGGGAUGCGACACAGGGGGAUGCGACACAGGGGGAUGCGACACAGGGGGAUGCGACACAGGGGGAUGCGACACAGGGGGAUGCGACACAGGGGGAUGCGACACAGGGGGAUGCGACACAGGGGGAUGCGACACAGGGGGAUGCGACACAGGGGGAUGCGACACAGGGGGAUGCGACACAGGGGGAUGCGACACAGGGGGAUGCGACACAGGGGGAUGCGACACAGGGGGAUGCGACACAGGGGGAUGCGACACAGGGGGAUGCGACACAGGGGGAUGCGACACAGGGGGAUGCGACACAGGGGGAUGCGACACAGGGGGAUGCGACACAGGGGGAUGCGACACAGGGGGAUGCGACACAGGGGGAUGCGACACAGGGGGAUGCGACACAGGGGGAUGCGACACAGGGGGAUGCGACACAGGGGGAUGCGACACAGGGGGAUGCGACACAGGGGGAUGCGACACAGGGGGAUGCGACACAGGGGGAUGCGACACAGGGGGAUGCGACACAGGGGGAUGCGACACAGGGGGAUGCGACACAGGGGGAUGCGACACAGGGGGAUGCGACACAGGGGGAUGCGACACAGGGGGAUGCGACACAGGGGGAUGCGACACAGGGGGAUGCGACACAGGGGGAUGCGACACAGGGGGAUGCGACACAGGGGGAUGCGACACAGGGGGAUGCGACACAGGGGGAUGCGACACAGGGGGAUGCGACACAGGGGGAUGCGACACAGGGGGAUGCGACACAGGGGGAUGCGACACAGGGGGAUGCGACACAGGGGGAUGCGACACAGGGGGAUGCGACACAGGGGGAUGCGACACAGGGGGAUGCGACACAGGGGGAUGCGACACAGGGGGAUGCGACACAGGGGGAUGCGACACAGGGGGAUGCGACACAGGGGGAUGCGACACAGGGGGAUGCGACACAGGGGGAUGCGACACAGGGGGAUGCGACACAGGGGGAUGCGACACAGGGGGAUGCGACACAGGGGGAUGCGACACAGGGGGAUGCGACACAGGGGGAUGCGACACAGGGGGAUGCGACACAGGGGGAUGCGACACAGGGGGAUGCGACACAGGGGGAUGCGACACAGGGGGAUGCGACACAGGGGGAUGCGACACAGGGGGAUGCGACACAGGGGGAUGCGACACAGGGGGAUGCGACACAGGGGGAUGCGACACAGGGGGAUGCGACACAGGGGGAUGCGACACAGGGGGAUGCGACACAGGGGGAUGCGACACAGGGGGAUGCGACACAGGGGGAUGCGACACAGGGGGAUGCGACACAGGGGGAUGCGACACAGGGGGAUGCGACACAGGGGGAUGCGACACAGGGGGAUGCGACACAGGGGGAUGCGACACAGGGGGAUGCGACACAGGGGGAUGCGACACAGGGGGAUGCGACACAGGGGGAUGCGACACAGGGGGAUGCGACACAGGGGGAUGCGACACAGGGGGAUGCGACACAGGGGGAUGCGACACAGGGGGAUGCGACACAGGGGGAUGCGACACAGGGGGAUGCGACACAGGGGGAUGCGACACAGGGGGAUGCGACACAGGGGGAUGCGACACAGGGGGAUGCGACACAGGGGGAUGCGACACAGGGGGAUGCGACACAGGGGGAUGCGACACAGGGGGAUGCGACACAGGGGGAUGCGACACAGGGGGAUGCGACACAGGGGGAUGCGACACAGGGGGAUGCGACACAGGGGGAUGCGACACAGGGGGAUGCGACACAGGGGGAUGCGACACAGGGGGAUGCGACACAGGGGGAUGCGACACAGGGGGAUGCGACACAGGGGGAUGCGACACAGGGGGAUGCGACACAGGGGGAUGCGACACAGGGGGAUGCGACACAGGGGGAUGCGAGAGCUGGAUGA
Messenger RNA from Closterium sp. Yama58-4, 5709 nucleotides. Lineage: Eukaryota; Viridiplantae; Streptophyta; Zygnematophyceae; Desmidiales; Closteriaceae. The record is from the annotation of a GenBank genome assembly.